This is a messenger RNA of Morus notabilis, 1933 nucleotides long. Its product is annotated as protein TIC 56, chloroplastic. The transcript has 5 exons. The record is from RefSeq and is a predicted model, not a curated record. The coding region runs from base 90 to 1640 and encodes 516 amino acids. Lineage: Eukaryota; Viridiplantae; Streptophyta; Magnoliopsida; Rosales; Moraceae.
CUCGACUUUAAACGUCUCUCAUAGAACAGAGUCUCACCUUAUCCCAUUUUACAGUCUCUGAACUCUAAACCCUUUCUCCUUUGUUUCCAAUGGCAUCGAUCAAUUUCAACCCAUUCGAAAGCUGGUUCUCAAAACCACCGAAGCCAAUUCCUCCACUGAACCUCCUCAAGCUCAAUGACUUCUCCUUCUUCCGAACCGAAUCCCCCUCAAAGUUCGCUUCUCUCUCCGCUUCAAACCUCUUCGACAGAGACAAACAACAACUCGAAACUAACCCCUCCUCCUCGACCGAAGAACCCAAAGGUCCGUACAGUCAAAUGCUGGACCAGUACUUCUGGGAAUGCGAGAACUUGCCCGAUUACCGCUACGCCCCGGAGGUCGAAAAGAUCCUCAACGAAGACCCCAUUUUCGAGAAGAAGGAAAACCCGACGGAGGAGGAGAUCAGAGAGAACGCCAAGUUCUGGGAGGACUUUUGGGCCAAUCCGGUUGUGAAGUUCUUGAGACGGGCAGAGGAGAUUGCGGAUAUUGUGAAUGAAAUGGAGCUCAAGGAGAACGAGAAUCCGUACAGGAGAGAGGACCGGAAGCUAUGGCGGUCGGUGCCGCACGUGAUUGGGCUCGACGGCCGGCCCAUGCCGAGGAAGGCGAUAAAGACGAAGCAAGAGUCCGAUGACAAGUUUUGGGAUUUUGCGAGGCAGUUCUUCUUUGGGCUCUGGGGGUUCCGCCAGAGGCCCUACCCGUCGGGCCGCCCCAUCGACGUCGCUCAGGCCAUCGGCUACAAGCGCCUCGAGAAGCGCUAUUAUGAUUUUAUCAUGAGGAGUGGUGGAUUUUACUAUAAGGAUCGGUUGGGUCGUACUCGAGGACCAUGUGAGUUGAUAACCCUCAAAACUGCAUGGGGGGCUGGCAUCAUUGAUAAAGACACGUUCAUUUGGGGUGAAGACAUGGAUGAAUGGGCGCCAAUUCACAUGGUUUAUGGCAUGGAACGUGCGAUUGCCACGUGGGAAGUUAGACUUGGAGCUGCUGCUACUGCUUUUCUUCACAAACUGCAAAAAGGCAUUCCUCCUUGGGUUCCUCUGAAGGGGCAUGAGCCAAAAACAUAUGAGCAGGCCCAACGAGAAGCUUAUGAAAGCAAGAGACGCGAUUUAGCUGUACUGGAAGCUAAUGGUGGUGUUUGGCCUGGUGUUAGAAUUCCAAGUCAUUGUCUAUUUCUUUGGGCUAGUGGCUCAGAACUGACAUCAAUUCUUCAACAGGAUCACAUGCCAAACAAAUAUAUUCCAAAUGAUCUUAGGCGUCAAUUGGCUGAAAUUAUCCCUGGUCUAAGGCCAUGGGAAGUUCUAAGCGUUGAACAAGCAAUGGAUCAGAUAACAUAUGGUGGGGAAUGGUACCGCGAGCCUCUCGGUACAUACACGACGGGCCCUCCAUACAUUCGAAAAUGGAAUAAGGAUGUCAUGAGAAUACUGAGGAUUUAUGAAAAGCUUAGCAGUGCAGUUUACCGGAAAAUGAGUCAGGCAAUUCCUGGUUUCACCACAAUAAUGGAGAAAGUCUAUGCUGAUGCUGCUGUGAGGGAUGCAAGACGGAAGGAGAGGAUGUUGGCUAAGAAGAAAGCCGGGGAGGAAGAACUUUAUCGUCGAGUUAUAGGGAAAUAGUCAAAUUUUUCCGUUGGUGGCAAAGAAAAGCGUACAUCUUCACUUUAUAUAAAUGUGUUUCUUCUUGGGAAACCAGAGAUGACUUUUGGUUCUUGAAUAUGCUGGGUCUUCAUUAUACUGCUUUUAGUGUUUUACCCAAAUCUCACAUCUGAUCAUACAAAUGGCAACUCCAGGUCAUGUUUGUUAUUGUGGAGGAGGAUAGUAGAGUACAUAUGGAAUCCAUAUUUGGACUUAAAGAUAGGUUCUGUUGGUUGGCUUGUUUUAAUUGCAUUAUGUAAGUCUUCUUUUGCUUU